Messenger RNA from Leptosia nina, 459 nucleotides. NCBI's taxonomy places the organism in Eukaryota, Metazoa, Arthropoda, Insecta, Lepidoptera, Pieridae. The record is from the annotation of a GenBank genome assembly.
AUGAAAAACAAAGAUUUGGACGUGGAGAAAGACUUGCUCGAGCUCGUGCCUCCAGCAAUUUGCUUCGCAAAAUUCAGAUGGGAAGACUGUGGACGUCCCCCAGUACCUGUCAUGUACUACUGGCGACCUGGAUCUCGCUGCGAAGUGGGUCUGUGGCGAGGUUGCCUCCCUAAUCUCAAUAUGUUUCAAGAUGAAUACGAAUGCGUAGCUACUUGCAUCUACUCAGCGAGAGCAGCACCACCAGAUUACCAUGCUAUUAACGCUGGUGACCAGGUCGAGACGACUGAGGUUGAUAUUGCUUCUACCACAGGUAAUGUGACAGAACUGAACUCAACGACGACAGUCAGUUCGGGUGGUACAGGAAGUGGGGAGUUUACUGGUACCACGGUUGCUGUCGCCGAAGGUAAUAAAACAACAAAAGCUACAAAUGAAACUGUUACAACUGUAGCGGCUGUUUGA